AUGCAAUCGCACAGACUCAAGCGCACUAUUUCAAAAUGUGUUAUGGAAGACGAGUCAUCACACGCUGUGGCAUGUAAAAAAGUGUCAUUUGGACUUGAAAAUGAGCCCAUUUUGUUGCCACGUGAGCGUCCACUCCACGAGGUCGAGCCCGAACUUUCGCCUACUGACGUUACUACAACAACAUUUUUACUUCCUUCUACUAUCCGAUCGGAAUUUGCGGCUAUCAAGUUGGAAUCGCAUGAGUCACACGACGAGAUCUCGGCUACUCGUAUGCUAAGUGCAAUUCUUGACUAUUUGCGUGAUAUGGCACAUAUUUGCAACUGUGCAAUUGAUUUUAGUUUUGCACAAUUGCGACACAUGUUGCAAUCUAUUCCAUUUGCUGUUGGACAAAUGCAACAUCUUGUAAAAACACGAUUGGAAUUGUCGUGGCCAUUAGCAGUUGCAUUUGUACAAAAUGUAUCGAAUUUUAUCACGGACGAAGAUAUUCGUGAUGCGUCGGUCAGUGAGCUUGUCACUUUUUUACAAGUUUAUUUGACUACUUAUCCCGUUGUUGCGGGGAAUAUUUGUGCAAAUUUACUGGAAUUUUUUCGCGAUAUCUUGACUCAAUUUAAACACUUUCUCACUCUCCGAUGGCUACAAAGUGGCAAGAUUACAUUUCCGUGUGAAUUUGGUCAUAAAUCCGACUCGCUAUUUCUAUGCAUGGAAUGUCAUCGUGAACAUUGGUAG
Molecule: messenger RNA, 726 nt
Organism: Plasmopara halstedii
Lineage: Eukaryota; Oomycota; Peronosporomycetes; Peronosporales; Peronosporaceae
Exons: 1
Coding region: 1-726 (241 amino acids)
Source: RefSeq, a predicted model, not a curated record